AUGAGUGUUAAAGAAGCUUUGGGAGAUGAGGACUUUGAUAUAUUUAAAGUUCAAUCAAUAAAAAGUGUGCAUUCUCUGUUAUAUACAAAGAACAUUUCUGGUAUAUUUGAUCUCGAUUGUGAUGAGUUAAUUAAUAUCAAGGAACGUUGUUGUUUCAAAUUAAAAGAUAACAGUUAUGUCAUAAAACAAGGUAUUAUUUCAAGUGUUACGGAAUUUGUUGAUACAUUAAAAGCAUUAGAACAAAAAUUUAAAAUAUUAGUGAAACAAAAACAAUUAAAUUUACCGAUAAUGAAUGGUAACACAAUGAAGAAUACAAAAGUAAAUGCGUUAGAUAAAUGGUGUAAUAACAAUUUCAAUGAUAUUGUUAUCAAACCAGAAGAUGAUUAUAUGAUUAAUGUAGUUUCAACAAAUGAUAGAUAUGUAGAAGGGUCAGUAGGAUGUGGUUGUGGAACACGUAUAUUAAUUCCAUUACGUGCAGAUUCAUCAACAUUUCAUUUAUCCAAUUUAAUACGAAAAGAUGAAGAUGUUGAUGAAAUGAUUGAUGAAACUGAUGAUAACAAUAAGAUUACUGACGACGAAACAAAUUCAAUACAAAACGAUAACGAUAAAGAAAAUACAAAAUCUUCAUCUUCUUUAGCGUCUCCGUUAACAACAAUUGAUACACGUUUAAGCUUAAAAAGAAUAUAUAAAUCGGCUACUAAGGAUAGUAAUCGAGAAAAUCAAAAAACAAAUUCGUAUUUGCCUGACAAGAAGCAAAAGAUUUUAAAAAAACACUAA
Molecule: messenger RNA, 777 nt
Organism: Didymodactylos carnosus
Lineage: Eukaryota; Metazoa; Rotifera; Eurotatoria; Philodinida; Philodinidae
Source: the annotation of a GenBank genome assembly